This is a messenger RNA of Ananas comosus (pineapple), 1064 nucleotides long. RefSeq names its product mediator of RNA polymerase II transcription subunit 7a-like. The record is from RefSeq and is a predicted model, not a curated record. Gene Ontology annotation, biological process: regulation of transcription by RNA polymerase II. The coding region runs from base 276 to 794 and encodes 172 amino acids. Gene Ontology annotation, molecular function: transcription coregulator activity. Gene Ontology annotation, cellular component: core mediator complex; mediator complex. The transcript is spliced from 5 exons. Lineage: Eukaryota; Viridiplantae; Streptophyta; Magnoliopsida; Poales; Bromeliaceae.
CUCUCUCCUCUCUGCCUCUAAGGACGCCAUACUCGCCUCCGGUUUCUUCUCCGCCAGCGCCUGAGCCCCUUCGGAGGCGCUUCCCGCCGCCGGAUCGCUCCGCCGAGUCCGCUCCUCUCCACCCUGCUGCCGCCCUUAUUCCUCUCCUAACUGAGUAAAGUUGACAUUUUUACUACUCUCCCCCGCUAACUCCUACUACUACUACUACUACUACUACUUGUACCAUUUAUUCUUCAGGGUUGUUACAGAGGAGAGGAGAGGAGAGGAGAGGAGAGAUGACGACGGCGACGUCGUCGUCGUACCCGCCGCCGCCGCCCUACUACCGGCUGUACAAGGACUACGAGCGCGACCCGGCGUCGGCGCCCGACCCCCCGCCCCCCAUCCAGGGCGCCUUCCCGCUCUUCGGCGCCACCUACACCACUGACGUGGUGCUGCCCACCCUCGAGGAUCAGGGCGUCCGCCAGCUCUACCCCAAGGGCCCUAACAUCGACAUAAAAAAGGAGCUAAGAUCACUUAAUCGGGAGCUCCAACUUCAUAUCCUGGAGCUAGCAGAUAUUCUAGUGGAGAGGCCUUCUCAAUAUGCACGCAAGGUGGAAGACAUCUCACUUAUUUUCAAGAACAUGCACCAUCUCCUCAACUCCUUGCGCCCUCAUCAGGCCAGAGCAACGCUCAUCCACAUACUGGAACGUCAGAUACAGCGCCGAAAACAGGCAGUGGAAGACAUAAAAAAGAGAGAGGAAGCCCGAAGACUACUCAAGGAAUCACUCCAGAUUGUAGAUGGUCAACUACGCUAACAUUUGUUGCUGGUCACAGAUGUAAUAUAAGUUUAACUUAUGCAGCAUGCAACUGCUAUUGUGUUAUUUAUGUAGUUUGAUAGUUCUAUGUUAUUUAACUCUAGCUUAUUUAUUUCGUAACCAAGGUACUCUAUAAAGAAUGUGUACUUUGCACUAUGUUAUAACAUCAUCUUUUCCUGUUUAUUGGCAUGUGCCACAACCUUUUAUUGAACAUAGAUCUGAUCUGCAUCUCCUGAUGUGAUUGUUGGUAAAUGUAUAUUGUUCAGAUCC